AUCUCAGGUGAAGUUCUGACUGCAGGUAAACUGGUUCUACUUGUUCUCCUUUUUUGCCUCCAUCUCAGUCUGUUUUCUUCAGACCGUCGUCUGUUCUCUGCUUUGCCUAAAGACACCGUCUUUAGAUACAACUUUCAGUUUCUCCUUUAAUGACAAACGACAAGCAGAGCAGCUGCUUCCUGUGGAGCCUUUCAUACUGCAGGUGUGUGAGCUGAUGUGAAGUGAGCAGCAUGGAUCAGUGUGAGGACAGAGAGGACAGAGUCCCUCCCUCUAAAACCACUCUGUGUGGAGAACAUGAGGACCAGAGCAAAGCUCAGAGGAAACCAGCAGAACCAGAACCUGGACCAGAACUAGAACCUGGACCAGAACCAGAACCUGGACCAGAACCCAGCUGUGUGUCUUUACAGAGUAACAUGUCAAAGGAUGCUUUCUUUGAAUUUAAAUCAGACCAACCUUCAUCAGCAAACAGGAUCCAACAGAACCUCAAACCAGAACCAGAACCCAGCUGUGUUUCCUUAAAGAGUGACAGGUCAAAGGAUGAUUAUAUUGAUUUUAAAUCAGACCAACCUUCAGCUGCAAAGAGAGUGAACCAGCAGAACUCAGAGGUUCCCAGUGCUCCAUCUGCCCAGCAGCAUCAAACCCAGCUGGACUCCAUAUUUAUGCUGCUGGAGGAAAACAUUGUUAAUUUUGUGAAGAACGAGCUGAAGAAGAUCCAGAAGCUUUUGAGUCCAGAUUAUCCAGAAGCUCAAAGGGAAGAUGAGGAGCAGUUGGAAGGUGAGGAUGAAGAGCAGAGGAGAAGUAGAGAGGCUUUAGUGAAGAUCACCCUGAGCUUCCUGAGGAGGAUGAAGCAGGAGGAGCUGGCUGAUCGUCUGCAGAGCAAGCUUUUUGCCUCUGUUUGUCAACUUAAAUCCAGUCUGAAGAAGAGGUUCCAGUCUGUGUAUGAGGGGAUCGCUGAAGCAGGAAGUCCAGCGCUUCUGAACCAGAUUUACACAGAGCUCUACAUCACAGAGGGGGGGACUGGGGGGGUCAAUGAUGAACAUGAGGUCAGACAGAUUGAAACAGCAUCCAGGAAACCAACCAGACCAGAAACAACAAUCAGACAAGAAGACAUCUUUAAAGUCCCACCUGGAAGAGAUCAGCCAAUCAGAACAGUGAUGACUAAGGGAGUGGCUGGCAUUGGGAAAACAGUCUUAACACAGAAGUUCACUCUGGACUGGGCUGAAGGCAAAGCCCACCAGAACAUCCAGUUCAUAUUUCCAUUCACCUUCAGAGAGCUGAAUGUGCUGAAAGAGAAAAAGUUCAGCUUGGUGGAACUUGUUCAUCACUUCUUCACUGAAACCAAAGGAAUCUGCAGCUUUGAUAACUUCCAGGUUCUGUUCAUCUUUGAUGGUCUGGAUGAGAGUCGACUUCCUCUGGACUUCCAGAACAAGGAGAUCCUGACUGAUGUUACAGAGUCCACCUCAGUGGAUGUUCUGCUGACAAACCUCAUCAGAGGGAAACUCCUUCCCUCUGCUCUCCUCUGGAUAACCACACGGCCUGCAGCAGCCAAUCAGAUACCUCCUGAGUGUGUUGGCAUGGUGACAGAGGUCAGAGGGUUCAAUGACCCACAGAAGGAGGAGUACUUCAGGAAGAGAUUCAGAGAUGAGGAGCAGGCCAGCAGGAUCAUCUCCCACAUCAAUAGAUCUAGAAGCAUCCAGAUAAUGUGCCAUGUUCCAGUCUUCUGCUGGAUCACUGCUACGGUUCUGGAGGAUUUGUUGGAGACUAGAGAGGGAGAAGAGCUGCCCAACACCCUGACUGAGAUGUACAUCCACUUCCUGGAGGUUCAGACCAAAGUUAAGAAGGUCAAGUAUGAUGGAGGAGCUGAGACAUAUCCACACUGGAGUCCAGAGAGCAGGAAGAUGAUUGAGUCUCUGGGAAAACUGGCUUUCAAUCAGCUGCAGAAAGGAAACCUGAUCUUCUAUGAAUCAGACCUGACAGAGUGUGGCAUCGAUAUCGGAGCAGCCUCAGUUUACUCUGGAGUGUUCACACAGAUCUUUAGAGAGGAGAGAGGGCUGUACCAGAACCAGGACAAGGUGUUCUGCUUCGUCCAUCUGAGUGUUCAGGAGUUUCUGGCUGCUCUUCAUGUCAAACUGACCUUCAUCACACGUGGAAUAAACCUGAUGGAAGAAAAACAAGAAAAGAAAACUUUUUUAUCUAAAUUUCUCAAGACAGUAAAACUAAGAGGUCUCAAUCAGAGUGCUGUGGACAAGGCCUUACAGAGUCCAAAUGGACACCUGGACUUGUUCCUCCGCUUCCUCCUGGGUCUUUCACUGCAGACCAAUCAGAUACUCCUACAAGGUCUGAUGACAGUGACAGGAAAUAGCUCACUGACCAAUCAGGAAACAGUUCAAUACAUCAAAAAGAAGAUCAAUAAGAAUCUGUCUGCAGAGAAGAGCAUCAACCUGUUCCACUGUCUGAAUGAACUGAAUGAUCGUUCUCUGGUCCAGGAGAUCCAACAGUCUCUGAGAUCAGGAAGUCUCUCCAUGAAUAAACUGUCUCCUGCUCAGUGGUCAGCUCUGGCCUUUAUCUUAGUGACAUCAGGAGACGAUCUGGAUGUGUUUGACCUGAAGAAAUACUGUGCUUCAGAGGAGGCUCUUCUCAGGCUGCUGCCAGUGGUCAAAGCUUCAAACAAAGCUCUACUGAAUGACUGUAAACUCUCAGUGAGAAGCUUUGGAGUUCUGGCCUCAGUUCUCAGCUCCCACUCCUCUAAUCUGAGAGAGAUGAAUCUGAGUUUCAACAACCUGCAGGAUUCUGGAGUGGAGCUGCUGUCUUCUGGACUGAAGAGUCCAAACUGCAAACUGGAAAUUCUCAGACUGAAUAACUGUAACCUCUCAGUGAGAAGCUGUGGAGUUCUGGCCUCAAUUCUCAGCUCCCACUCCUCUAAUCUGAGAGAGAUGAAUCUGAGUUUCAACAACCUGCAGGAUUCUGGAGUGGAGCUGCUGUCUUCUGGACUGAAGAGUCCAAACUGCAAACUGGAAAUUCUCAGAUUGUGGUGCUGCAGAUUGUCAGAGAUCAGCUGUGCUUCUCUGGUCUCAGCUCUGAAGUCCAACCCCUCCCAUCUGACAGAACUGGACCUGAACAUCAACGACCUGAAAGAUAGUGGAGUGAAGCAGCUCUGUGGUUUUCUCCAGUCUCCCCUCUGCAAACUGCAAACAUUGAGGUUGUAUUCCUGUGGUUUGUCAGAGAUCAGCUGUGCUUCUCUGGUCUCCGCUCUGAAGUCAAACCCCUACCAUCUGAUACAACUGGACCUGAGGUUCAACAUCCUAAAGAAGUCAGAUGUUCAGCAGCUGCAGGAUCUUGUAGAGAGUCCAGACUACAAACUGCAGACUCUGUGGUGGAGGUGAUGAUCUUAGUGGAGGAGAGAAGCUGAUCUGUGACCUGAUGAUCCUCAGAGGUUGAAGCUGCAGCAGUUUGAGUUUAAAGAGACUGAUUGGAUCCUGAUGAUGAACUCUGAGUUUAGAGAUUUGUUUGUUUUCACUCCUUUUUUCUCUUUGUUUUCAUCGUCUCCAUAAUAUCAUGUUGAUAUUUUUCCAUCAAAAUUAAAAUUGAGAAUAAAAUUAUCUA
Cyprinodon tularosa is the source of this 3603-nucleotide messenger RNA. RefSeq names its product NACHT, LRR and PYD domains-containing protein 3-like. Gene Ontology annotation, molecular function: protein binding. The transcript is spliced from 13 exons. NCBI's taxonomy places the organism in Eukaryota, Metazoa, Chordata, Actinopteri, Cyprinodontiformes, Cyprinodontidae. The record is from RefSeq and is a predicted model, not a curated record. The coding region runs from base 231 to 3383 and encodes 1050 amino acids.